AUGCCCGAAUCCGAGAACUCGCCAACACAACCCCCGUCGGUGCAGACCAUCCCAGGCCGGCCCGCGCCCAGGAAGCGCAUCGGGUUCCGUAAGUCCCAGAACGGCUGCCUGCGAUGUAAGAAGAGAAAGACCUGCCUGCCUUCACAAUCACCGUUGGGGGAUGAUGGGCCGCUCGCCUCUCCCACAGGGACUCCUCUGGUCCCAUUCUCGUUUCUAUCGGCAGAUCCAGCCGAUACACCCGAGUGCUGGCUUUCCAAUGCCGAGCUCAUCCUCCAUUACACCAAUGUGACCUGCCGCUCCAUCCCCUCGGGACAUGCCAUCACGAUAUACCAGGUCGAUAUUCCGCGGGAGGGUCUUUCCCACCCCUACCUCAUGCGUAUGAUCAUGGCCCUUUCCUCGUUCCACCUGGCGUACCUGAACAAGGACAAGCGGUCGCACUAUCUCGCCCUAGCUAACAAGCAGCAGAGUCUGGCGAUUCGAGGCCUACGCGGGACGCUUGGGCAGACCGUCACUCCGCAAAACCGCCACGCUCUCUGGGCCUCAUCCAUCUUCCUCGCCAUCAGCAAGCUUGCAUUCUCCCCCAAUUGUGAGCACCAUCAACAUAGCUGCUGCUCGGCGCUGUUAAACCUGGUCGAUAUAUUCUCCAUGAUCAACGGCAUGAUGGCAAUUACUCGCUCGUCCCUACAUCUUAUCCGAAACGGACCAUUGCAAGCCAUCUUCAGGCAGCGGCAUGGCUUUCGAUACGCCAGAGGCGAUCUCCAGGACUUGUUGCAGAGGGUAUCCCAUCUCGAUGGAGUAAUCAAGUCUAUGGGCCUUGAAGCAGAUCCGUUUGUCCAAUUGGCCCUGACGUCCGCUCUCGAUCGUCUCAUCAGCUGCGUUGCCGAUAUCAACAAGUCUCCUGACAGUGAGUUCUUCAUUACGGACAUGAAGAUCCUCUUUGUCUGGCCGUCCGAGGUUUCCCAGACGUUUUUGGACUUAGUCAGGGCCCGUUAUCCACAGGCCGUCAUCAUUCUGUCGCACUACUGUUGCUUAAUUCGCUGGUCUUCGUCAGCAUAUUGGUUUUGUCGAGGAUGGGGACGCGCACUGGCGGAUUCUAUCAUGAGCAUACUUGAGGACUCGGAUUUGGCGCACUUGGCUGAGUGGCCGGUGAAGGUGAUGCGUGUACAUGAAUAG
This is a messenger RNA of Fusarium odoratissimum NRRL 54006, 1173 nucleotides long. RefSeq lists its product as uncharacterized. Gene Ontology annotation, molecular function: DNA-binding transcription activator activity, RNA polymerase II-specific. Bases 1 to 1173 code for a protein of 390 amino acids. The transcript is spliced from 2 exons. NCBI's taxonomy places the organism in Eukaryota, Fungi, Ascomycota, Sordariomycetes, Hypocreales, Nectriaceae. The record is from RefSeq and is a predicted model, not a curated record. Gene Ontology annotation, biological process: regulation of transcription by RNA polymerase II.